Messenger RNA from Talaromyces marneffei, 762 nucleotides. RefSeq lists its product as uncharacterized. NCBI's taxonomy places the organism in Eukaryota, Fungi, Ascomycota, Eurotiomycetes, Eurotiales, Trichocomaceae. The record is from RefSeq and is a predicted model, not a curated record. Bases 1 to 762 code for a protein of 253 amino acids. The transcript is spliced from 2 exons.
AUGUCAUCAAACCCAAUCACCGAAUACGGCUUCACCGCCGUCCCAGCCUCCGCAACACAAAUCCUCAGCGAUCCUACUACCAAGCCUUCAUCGCCACCACCAGCAUUUUCACUUUCUUCUUUCCCCAUCCCAGACACAGCCCUGGCUAAGCGCAUCCAGACAUACGCAAAGACCCAUCUCCCUGAACCCACCUAUAACCAUAGCUUGCGUGUCUACUACUUUGGGCAGGCGAUUAGGCGAUACCGUUUUGGCACCACUGCUCAUCCUACAAGGUCCUCAGUAUGGGGCUUUUCCGAUGAGAUAUACUUCCUGAGUUGUCUGUUACAUGACAUUGGAACUACGGAGGAGAAUCUGAACAAGACGAGGCUCAGUUUUGAGUUUUAUGGCGGCUUUCUUGCGCUGGAUGUUCUUCAGCAUGAUGAAGAUGACGCUGCCAUUGCGCCGAGAGAACAGGCCGAAAGUGUAGCGGAGGCGAUUAUCCGACAUCAAGAUCUUUGCGAGAUGGGCAAGAUCACUGUUGUGGGACAGUUGAUUCAAUUAGCCACGAUUUUCGAUAACACCGGAGCCUACGCGGAUCUUGUCCACCAAGAUACCAUUGAGGCUGUGUCCAAGGCAUUCCCACGGUUGAAAUGGAGUAGCUGUUUCACGGAGACGAUUCACAAGGAGAAUGGAUUGAAGCCGUGGGCUCAUACGACGGCUCUUGGCGAGGAGGAGUUUCCUGCUAAGGUUAUGGGGAACAAAUUGAUGUCGCCGUAUGAGUAG